AGGAACCUACCUGACACUUCCUGCCCAUGAAUGUUUCGCUUGUUUUGGCAGUGUGAUAUCUGUGUAUCUCUGCCAUGUUUGUGUGCAUCUUUCGCAAACGUCUUUUACAUUUAUAAACAAAUAACAUAGCUCUGACGCUCUGGAAUAAUAACCUGACGUGCUGUAUUGGAUUAUAUGCGCAGUUGAGCCCGUUUAAUGGAUGACUGGAGGCAAAACGUGAUUGUUUCUUCUCAUUGAUCCAGGAUCAUACUGUGCGGAGAUAUAAGGUAUGGAUGAUUUGUCAUAUGUGGGGUCUGGCUGAGGGCUGCUGUUGCCCGGCGUCUGAACCCCAUUGGCUGAUUCUCCAGUAUGUACCGUAGAAACGGCCUAUCGGAUGGCACCAGCAUUAGCUCCGCCUCCUCUGAGGGAAGUAACAGCUCCGUGUCUGUGGACGGCCCGAGCGCUGACUACGCAAAGAGCUACGAUGCCGUCGUGUUUGAUGUGCUCAAAGUGACGCCAGAGGAGUUUGCAAGCCAAAUUACCCUGAUGGACGCCCCUGUGUUUAAGGCCAUACAGCCAGAGGAGCUUGCUAGCUGUGGCUGGAACAAAAAGGAGAAACACAUUUUGGCUCCUAAUGUUGUUGCCUUUACACGGAGGUUUAACCAGGUGAGCUUCUGGUUGGUACGGGAAAUCCUGACCGCUCAAACCCUGAAGAUCCGUGCCGAGAUCCUGAGCCACUUCAUCAAGAUUGCAAAGAAACUUCUAGAGCUGAAUAACCUUCAUUCUAUGGUGUCGGUGGUGUCAGCAUUGCAAAGUGCUCCUAUCUUUAGACUGAGCAAGACCUGGGCGCUGAUCAAUCGGAAGGACAAGGCCACGUUUGAGAAGCUGGACUAUCUGACCUCCAAAGAGGAGAACUAUGCCAGGAUGAGAGAGUACAUCCGCUCCCUCAAGAUGGUGUCCUGCAUCCCUUACCUGGGGAUCUACCUGCUGGACAUGAUUUACAUCGACUCGGCCUAUCCCGCGUCUGAAAGCAUCAUUGAGACUGAGCGGAGAACCAAUCAGAUGAACAACAUCCUGCGGGUGAUCUCUGACCUCCAGAUGUCCUGCACAUACGAUCACCUCGUGACCCUCCCGCAUGUGCAGAAGUACUUGAUGUCUGUUCGCUACAUCGAGGAGCUUCAGAAGUUCGUGGAAGAUGACAAUUUCAAACUGUCUCUGAAAAUUGAACCAGGGAACAGCUCGCCACGCAUGGCCACAUCCAAAGAAGAUCUUGCAGGUCCGUCUGAGUUGUCUUUAUCGGUCAGGUAUAAUCGACGGCCCACCUGUCCGGACGCCACCGUGGGGGUUCAUAUUGCCACCCCGCCACCCUCACGCCACAGGAAGAGCCACAGCCUUGGAAACGCUAUGAUGUGGCAUUUCGGUGUGGUGGAGAGUAAAAGUGCGACGUUCCCCAUAGAGAAACCACGUCACCUGCUGGACGACAGCUUCCUGGAGUCCCAGAGUCCAGCGAGGAACAACCCACACAGCUCAUCCGUGUCCAACGGCAUCUCUAUAGGCAGCAGUCAGAGUUCGUUCUGUGAGGAUCUCUCUCCGGGGCUCGAGAGGGGCCGCAUGUACGCGACUCUGGGCCCUAACUGGAGGGUUCCUCUCCGCAGCUCCCCCAGAGGCCGCAGCCAUGCCCACAGUCCGUCAGUAGCAGAGUCCAGUCUGGCUCAUGGAGAGUCGGGUGGAGUCACGAUGGAGGGGCCACUGAAGAGGAAAACCCUGCUGAAGGAGGGCAGGAAACCCAAGCUUGCCUCGUGGACGCGGUACUGGAUCACACUUUGUGGUUCCACUCUCUUAUUCUACGGAUCCAAAGCUCUGCGAGCCACAGAACGGAAACAUUACAAGUCUUCACCGUGUAAGAAAGUGUGUGUUCUGGGCUGGAUGGUGGUGCUGCCGGAUGAUCCGGCUCAACCCAACAUCUUCCAGCUCAACGAUCCUGACAAAGGGAAUGUUUACAAGUUUCAGACUAGCGAUCGCUUCACUGCGAUCAUGUGGCACAAACACCUGGAGGAGGCGUGUCGGAGAAGAAGACCUCAGAUACCAGCGAAUCUCAUGUCGUUUGAGUAAACGGACGUGUGUAACUCUUGCCUGAAGACAUUUAUAAGGUUCCAAAGGCCUACAGAGAUGGAGAAGAAUGUUUGGUUCAGCAAAAGGAUGAAAAAGAGCAAAAAUCCUUCAUUACUGACGAGUCCACGGAGUCUAACAUCAAGAUGUCUGUUACAGAGCCGGACGUGGAGGUUUGAGCACUGUAUGUGGAGGAAGGGACGUGAAUUUGGCCGUUCCAGCUCCAUCGUGUCUUUUCUAUGGAGACUUUUGGAUCUCAAGGUGUUUGUGUGGCUUCAGUGAAGUACAUUGUGAGAAUUAAAUGAAACAGAAGUUCGAGAUGGGCAUUUUUGUGGUGAUAUACGUGAGUUUUAGAGAGAAAGAGAAAACAUGUCGCCUGUAGCAGAAGAAUAAAAAGCCAAACUAAUUUGCUCCUACAAAGAGCCGUAACAAACAAACCACAGCUGGAUCAGGAAAAAAGAAGAAAAAAGACUUAAAGCAGCUAAUGAUACUCACUGGUUAAGAGCGGUUUAGUCUCCUUCCAGCAGUGAUUUCUAUUUCUGGCUAAUGUUAUGAUGUGAUGAUGCUGGUUGAAGGAGGUUUGUGAGUGUGACUUGUUUACAUCAGAGAUUCUGAAUCCACUUUCUGUUUUAGUCGUUUUAUACUCAUGAAAGCUUGUUUUAGGCUUUAAGUAUUAACUAAUUAUUAGGCCUUUCCUGUCAAAUGAAGGUUUUGCUCACAACUUAAAUCAGUUGAAAUAUGUAUAGGGUUCCAUGUUUUAACUGGAGAAUACAAUUUUUAUAACACGUAACACAAUCACUAUUAAAACAAGAGUUUAUUUUCCAUUUAGCCCAUCUCAUAAAAACAAGAACUGCUUCUUUUGAUGUACGCUAUCUAGAAAUCCUAAACAUUCAUGCACACUUACUGGGCAACUCUCACAAAACCUGUCAAAACAUUGUCCACGUCAUAUCUUACCCCAAAAGUGAAUAGAAAGAAAUAAGCAGUAAUAUUUUGCUUAAAGAAAGUUAAGCUUAUUUUUAAGGUAUUUAAAGCCUAUUUUGUAUUUUGACAUUAUUUUCAUGACAAUUAAGCAUAUUUAUCCCUAAAAUUCUUAUUACUGUAAUACAAACAAAAACACCUAAUUUAAAUUUUAAAUAUUUAUACAUCACGGUCAUAUUUAUUGUACUGCCUUUAAUUUAUGUUUAUGGAUUUUAUUUUAUUUUUUAUUAUUAUUAUUGCACUUUUUAUAUUUUAAUACAAUUAAACUGUGCUUAAAAUGUACUUGAAAAUAAAGUCACAAGCUUUAAAAAAAAAAAAAAAUAGGUAAGAACAGACCGAGUUUUCUUUAUGCAAAACAUAAUUCCUUAUAUUUAUCUUUUGAUUUUUGGUGUGAAAUGUGAUCUGGAUAUGUUUUGUGAGAUUUAUCUUGCUGUCACAAGCAUCAACAGGGCAGUUGCAUGUCUGCAGCCUGAACGAGUAUUGAUUUAGAAGAGAUAUCUAUUCUUUUACGUCUGUUUUUAUCAGUUUAGCUGUAGAUGUGAAACAUCUGAACACAGCGAACAAUGCUGGUUUAGUGGUUAUUUGAGAUGAGAUGCUCAUUCAGAUUGAGUGCACUGUACUUAUUCCUCAUUAGUUCUGUGCUGGACUGAUGAUUGUACUGAUGUUUGGCGAUAAUGUGUGUGUUUUAAGCACGUUUGUCUCUGAAUGAAGUUUAACUCUUAUAGAGCUGCGCCGCGUCUGUCACUGAAGGAGAAACGACUGUCAGUCUGUAAAACUGAACACACAAACCACACACAGCAUCUCAUCCACUCAGAUCAGCUUCAGAAACCUGACACCAAGCAGAGCUAGAGGAAACCAUUCACCCCAGAAUGACAUUUCUGUCAUUAUUUACACCCUCUUGUGUUUGAACCAGUUUGAUGAUUUAUUUUCAAAGGAGCACAAAAUGAAACAUUUGAGAGUAUCGUCAUGCAACUUUUUCCAUAAAAACAACAGUUAAACCCCCCCAAAAAAUCGAUUUAAAAACACUACUGUCAUCCAAAUCAUGACUCCAGAAUACAGUUUUGCAUAUACUUGUACUUGAAAUAAUACUAUUGCUGUUAAACGAUUAAUCACCAUUAAUUGCAUCAAAAAUAAGUUUUUGUUUACAUGUGUGUAGGCCUAUUAUAUAUAAACAUGAAUACAUGCAUGUGUAUAUUUUGAAAAUAUUUACAUGUAUUUACGUCUAUAUUUAUAUUCAUAUAAUUUAUAUAUAAAUGUUUAAUAUAUAAACAUAACAACAUUUUCUGAAAUAUAUACAUGCAUACAUAAUAAAUAUACACAGUACACACAUUAACAAAAACAUUUUAGAUGCGAUCAAUCAUGAUUAAUGAAAAUAUAUAAAAAAUACAGGUUUGAAACAACAUGAGGGUGAGUAAAUAAUGAUAAAAUGUUGAUUUUGUGAACUGACUCCUCAUAGUGAUCACUAGUUCUGUGUUGAGAGUAUUAUUUAUCUAGCAUCAGUUUUGCCUUUCUGUAUAUGAAUUCAGCUUGAAAUAGGCCACUGUUUUUGUUGAAGAGAAGCUUUUUCUUUCACACAAGGAUGUCAGAGCGAAACACACAUGUACAGCUGCACUGCAUGCAUGUUAUGUUUGUUUCUGCUGGAACUGUGAAUGAACUUUCAUUGUGUUGACAUGUAAAUAUGUUGCUAAAUUAUUUCUUGUUUGCCAUCGUGGUACAUUGCGGUUUAUCAGCUAAAAGGCUGAUUCUUCUGUACAAACAUUAAAUGCCAGUGA
Messenger RNA from Onychostoma macrolepis, 4838 nucleotides. RefSeq names its product ras-specific guanine nucleotide-releasing factor RalGPS1. The coding region runs from base 349 to 2091 and encodes 580 amino acids. Gene Ontology annotation, molecular function: guanyl-nucleotide exchange factor activity. Gene Ontology annotation, biological process: positive regulation of GTPase activity; Ras protein signal transduction. The transcript is spliced from 20 exons. Gene Ontology annotation, cellular component: plasma membrane. Lineage: Eukaryota; Metazoa; Chordata; Actinopteri; Cypriniformes; Cyprinidae. The record is from RefSeq and is a predicted model, not a curated record.